Molecule: messenger RNA, 13500 nt
Organism: Pocillopora meandrina
Lineage: Eukaryota; Metazoa; Cnidaria; Anthozoa; Scleractinia; Pocilloporidae
Source: the annotation of a GenBank genome assembly
GUGGAAUAAUUAAUUUUUUCAUGCGCUGCUGAUGUAAACUCGGAGUAUUUUUGCACAAUUCUAGAAGCCUUCUAGAAGCCUUCCAGAAGCAAGGUCGCAAGCACGCACAUUUUGUCGGGAAGUCUCCAUCGGUGAACGGAAGAAUCAUUUUUGUCGACAGAAGCAAUUUUGCUUCCUGAUCAUCCAGUUUCGAUCAGGUUUUCGAAUGUGUGAAAAGAUCAAACAAUCACGCUCGUGCGACACAAUAGCAACAAAGCACUGAGGCAACGACAAAUCAAAUGGCAAUGCGCGGUGUAUUUCACGAGCUAAUGAUAGGUAUGUUGCUUUAAAAGUGAUUUUCAAUAAGUCUUUUUAACUCCGUGGCUUAAAGAAUCUAUUGAGGUCGAUGAUUUGUAACUUCUAAAAUCUGUCAAUUGCAAACGAAAUCUUCCCGUCACGCCAGAACACCGAAAACGCGUUUGUUGCGAAUCUUGUUUAAAUCACGCGUGGUCUUGGAGCUGGACUUUUCUCAUCAAAGAAAACACUUUAAAGCUCUACACAAGUGCAUAACUGUUCUUCCUUCCGGCUGUGAACAUUUUUUUUCAUAGCAACAAUAUUUCUGUCGUUUUUAUGGAUGAAAACAUGUCACUUGUCACGAAUGGUUUUCUUCACAACGUUUUCAACCACAAGAAAGACGGUUCGAGUGAUCUUGUUAGCUUAUCAGCCAAAUAAAAAAAUACCCUAAGAUUUGCUCAAAUUUUGCAUUUCUUCUUUCCAAUAAAACACAAAAAGUUAACUUUAUAGGGACUGUGAAGCUGACGAAAAAUCAGGAAGAAGGUGUUUGGGUCAAUUUUCUUUAGCUCUGAAUAUUAAGAGCGAAACUUGACAGGGUUAUUUUUGUUGUCAUUUGCCGACAAGUCAACAGAUCGCAGUGUUUGAUAUGUGUACUUUGUCUAUUUGCAAUUUGACACUAGCCAAACGUAUACAGGCCGAUGGUGCAAGGCUUCUAUCGUUACGAUGAAGGUUUAGUUUUCAAUUUGUAAGUUCCCGACUUUCUUUUCCUCAGGCAAUAAAGUGAGCCGCUAUAACUCGUUAGAUUUUGUUGAUAAUAAUUCGCAUUUUGAACUGAAAUGGAAAAAGGCACCACGUAGUGUUAAGGACGAAAGAGGCAUUUGUUUGGAAGCAAUACGUGAUCAAGGAAGGGGAAAGAGGUAUCAUGAAGCUUCCUGCAACAUUCAGGUACUAAUAUUGUUUAUAUUUUGGUAAUGUUCUCUCGUAUUUCAUGAGUUUAUUGUACUUCGUACUUGAGAAUCUCAAAACAAUAUACAUUUAGACGUUUUAAAUUGAAUUUCUUCGAGGAGUGUCGCAAUGGUGUGGUGGGCGAUCGACGAUCGCUUUUCUAUCGAGAUUAUCACAAUAGAAAUUCAGUCACGUUUUUCGGAUGUAAACACGUGUACGCUCAGAAGGUCAGAAUGUAUAUUGUGCAUGAACUUGUAAAUUCAUCCAUUAUGUGCAAAUAUUUUGUUCUCGUUGUAUCGAUUGCUCAAUAACACCUCCGUCAGCCUUUUCAGUACAGGCAUUGGUCCUUUUUUUUUUAAGUUGGAAUGCAUGUGGAAAGGUCACCAACAUGAAAGGUGACAGCUCUGCAUAUUUUCAGCGUAUUAAAAGAUUGAUGUUUACCGUGAAACUGUCGCUUUGUUGUUAUUCCCUUUAUCCGUUGUUCUAUUUAUUUGAAAACUUUCUUUGUGGUGAUCGUAGCUCCUGCCUUUUUCCAAGUUUCAUUGUUGCUUGAAUUACUCAGAGCACUUAGACGCAUUUGACCUCAUUGCUAAAAAUUUAAUUAACAAGAGAGAUUCAUGAGAAAAUCAUUCAUUGGAAUGUAUAGGGGAUAUGACUUUUUAGGAUUCAUCUUCACUACUUAAGCAUUUCAACCAGGAUAGUUAUUCAACGGAAAGAAAUGAAAACUAGAUUCUAGAGUUCCAAAAAUAAUUUACUUUCUGAGAUCUUAAAAAAAUUUCAAAGAUCCGUGACCGGAACCUAUAAUAGACAUUGUAAUAUUAAAUAGUUGACUAACAGAGAGAUUGUUUUUAAAAUAAUUGAUUAGUUUUUUAGGGUUGAAUUAAAGCGCACAGGUUCUUAAAUGUAUGCAUCCGAAUGAUUUUAAAUUUUAUUGUCUCUUGAGGUGAUACUAAUGUUACGACUUUAGAUAAAGUUCAGAAAUAAUGGUGUGCAGUAGAAUGUGACUCGAAAUUGAUCUUAAGUUGGACAAAUUUAAACUUAAAUAAUCUCUCUUAGAACAAAUCGUACGAAGAGUCUGAAACUUUGUGGUCAAAAUGACAAUGCGUUUACCACAACAACUUUUUGGUUGAAAAUUCACACAAUUUGUAGGGCCACACUCAACUAAUAAUUGUAUUAAAACUUCAUUCAUUUUUCUCCUGCUAGAAAUACUGUUAAAUGUUGCUGCCUUAAUUUUGUAACUUAACUGAGAGCACUUUGUGGGAUUUUUGGAUUGAUCUUGAACACUAGUGAUUGCAUCUUGAAAUUUACUCAAAAAGUCACUUUCUCAUAAAUUGAAGGACGUAAGCUCCCUUCUUACAAAUCUAGAUUUUUUUCCUUUGACCUCUCUUGUAUUUUUUCCUCUUCUUUUUCUUUUUUUCUCUUCCUUUUGCUUUCAUUUUUCAAACUCCUUAAAGAAUUUUGUGCCAUUUUGGUUUCAUGUGUUGUUUCAGAGUCCUUACCCAACAGUGAUAGGUGAUUUCAUCACAUCCCCUUUAUUCCUUCAUUUCUUCAUUGCAUUGUUUAAAUUAGUUUUCACCAUCAAAAUACUCAGCAACCAUUCUUUUUGUUGAUACUUGAACUGUGAAAAUUGACCAAUACAAUAAUUUUUUUCUUUAAAAGGGACACAACCAUAAAUAUAAGACAAUGUACGUAAACAUGUUAGGUUUUUUUUUGUUACUUUUAUUUUUGAUACCUUUGCAUAUUGUUGUUAAUUAUGAGCUUUAAUUUCUUACAAAGCAGACUUACAGAAUGUUAACCUACACCAGUAAUUUCACCCUAACACCACCAUCAGCAGCAGCAGCAGCAGCAGGGGGCAAGAUCAAGAUGCAGGACAGUAGCAAUCAUCCUGCUACAAUGGUGGCCAUGAUUCUGCCAGCAGCUGUAUGUUUAGUGGUGGUGAUUGCCUUGCUGUUGUAUCAUUACUAUAGGAGAGCAUCAGGACCAGUCUGGAUACCUAAGGUAUUAAUGAACUCGAGUCAUGUACUUGCAAAUUAUGUGUCUUGAAGGAAUUAUGUCAUGUAUCUAUUAGAGGGACUACUGGUAUUACUGUGAAACUGAGAAAACCAUGACACCAGAAAUAUUUGUGUAAAGGCCCUUGUAUACAAGAAUAGAGCCACUGAGACAUAAGAAAACUAAUGGCAAACAGCCACAUAGUUACUUUGUGGUUUUUAAGUUUGCUUGCAUGUAUGGCGGCAGAAGGCUGGGAAGAGAAAAAUGUGCAUAUCAAGGUGGCAAGUGAUGGUCAAAAUGAAGGAGAGGGGAAGGGGUGGGGUAUCUGGCCUUUCCUCUUCCCUUCCCCCUUCAGUCCACUCUAACUCUAGAUCAAACAUGGCAAGUCAAAUAAACAAUUGGUAGCUUGUAACCUUAAUUGGAAGUGAUAAUAUGUGAAUAUGAAAGUGAUCUUCGCAGUUAUAAACACUACUUAAGCAGUAGUGAAAAGAAGGCCUGAAAAAAAUUCAGGCCUGUAUGGGAUUUGAACCCAUGACCUCUGCGAUACUGGUGCAGUGCUCUACCAACUGAGCUAACAAGCCAACAGGGAGCUGGUCACUGUGUUGGUUCCAAAUAAACCCAUGAAGUGGUGAAUAAAUGGCUGUGAAUAUAUGAAAGUCACAUAUUUGAACUGCGGAUAAAGACGUGAAUAUGAAAGCGAUCUUCACAGUUAUGAACAUUGCUUAAGCAGUAGUAAAAAGAAGGCCUGAAAAAAAAAUCCCAUUUUUUCAGGCCUUCUUUUCAUAUUCAUGUCUUUAUCUGCAGUUCAAAUAUAUGACUUUCAUGUAUUUGCAGCCAGUGAUAAUAUGCUUGCACAGCAGGCUAUUGCUAUAGGUCACCAUAUAAUUGAUCUGUUAGAGUCUACACAUAUGCUCUCAAAUUGCUGAGUUUCACAGUUAUAUCUUAUUUUUUAAUUUUUUUAUUUGUAAUUUCAAUUGCUUGAAUUGUUUCAUCUCCAAAUUAGUUGUUAAUCAUGUAAUCAUAUGAAGAUGAAAAUAUGGUUUAUAUAGAGUAUCUCAAAAUGUUAGGUCAUAUCAUUCAAAAACACACUGUUUGCGAUCAAUUUGUCAAAGACAUGGACGCAUUUGUUUCUUGAAAAAAUAUAAAGAAUUCUAAAGAAACUCCUUCUAUGAUCUUGGUCAAAUUAACCAUUAAAACUGGGUUGUCAUGGAAACUUUGUGUCAUUCAAUAAACAAUUUUCACUUUCAAAGGCUCAGUCUGCAUGGUAACUUUGAUCUUCCUUGCUGCUCAGGCUGAAUUAAAAUAAGUGGUAUAAAAGUAUCAAAUUGGAUUUUAAUUUGCUUUGAGCCUUGUUUAACAUCUAGUUGAACUGCGCCCUUUUUAUGGAACUUUUUGAUUUACGGCAAAAAUGCUGAGAUAGCAGUUUUAUGUUCGUCGGAGAAAUCUUCGCGAAAAAGCUUAGAAUGCAAAAUUAACUACCUUAUUGUGUUUCAUUGGAUAGGCUUGUAGUACCUUGGUAUGUUAGAUAUUUGUAGUGCUAUCAGAAAAGUAAACAACGACCUGGUCACUUUUUAACUUUACCUUUGGUGACACAAUUUGCAUUUGUAUAAAGCUAUUGUUUUGGUCGUACACUACUCAUUACAACGUGUUUACCGUCUUUUGGUUUCGCUAGCUGUAAAAUCUGCGAUCUUGUCUCCACUUCUAAAAACGAAGACUCGGACUGGUUCUAUUUUGUACUUUUGUCGAGUACGGGAAAAUCUGGGCUUAAUUUGAAAUCGGAAAGAAGCCACGAUACGUUUUGUUCGUAGAAGAUCUGUAACCAGAGAUGAAAUCUGUCGGUACCGAGUGCUGCAGUACAUUUGUAUCGAGAGACGAGUUGUCAUAUAAUUGGGAGAAAGAUGCACUUUUAUUCAAUAACGUUUGACUUUGGAAUGAAAAAGAACAUUGGCAGCACUGGAAACAGAUCACGCAAUGUGUACGGUAUGUUUGAAUGUCCAAAUAAAUUAAAAAAUGUCUUUCAUCUGUUCACGUGAAGCAAUGUUAGCGUCUCUCGAGAUUAGAUAGGUGCGUUACAGUUUUUACAGCUAAGAUUUUAACAGGCUUAGUUAGUAAAAGAAGCAGGCCAUAUUUACACCAAAUGAAGAAGAAUACAUCAGCGAUAAAGAUAAUUUCUUGUGAAAUAACUGAGUGAAAGGUAUUUUCAUUUCCAUCAAUGUGUUUUCUAACAUAUUUGAAGAUGUCGCAACGAAUAUUUUUCGUUUACUACUACUGAAAUAAUGAAAGUACAAUUUAUUUAACUUAAUGGUUUCCUUACAGCUGGGUGGGAUAAGUAGUUUUUCCAAGCAAUUAUUGAAAGGUUUUGGAUGAUUGAAGGUAAAUUCAAAGCGAUUAACAGCAGUCGCAGCUUGAGAAGUUGUACUCGCUCAAAGGCAAAUUGUACCAUCUAAUUAAGAAAGAAUGACACAUUAUUGUAAUGCUGCAGAACACAAUUUGUAGAUUUACAUAAUUUCGACUCGUGGAAAUUUUUGUAAUCUGUGUUAAUGCUGUUGCUCUUGCAUCAGUAUAGACGACAGAAAUGAAAACUAUGGAAACCGCAAAAAUAAUUAAAUACAAUCUUUUGGUGAUGAAAAGUUCACCAAAGUCAUAGAAUUUGACAGCUUCUGUAUAGGUAGACAGGGAGAAUUCAGAUUCGGUAUGGUGCGUAAAUAUAAAAGACAUUUUUUUUCGUUUUGUGUUGAGCUCUUUUAAUCGAAGUCGUGUACGCAUUUGAAGUUUUCAGUUUAUAGGGUAAUUCUCAGCACAGAUUUCAUUCACUGAUCCUUUUUUUCUACCACUCAGGAUGACCACUUAUCAGUAGGAAUCCUUAUGGUUUACACAUGUACAUCAACAGGAAAGCUUUUUAUUAUUUUUUCCAGCUUGCCUCCAUACGCGGUCGUUACCGCACUAUGAGUAAUGAAGAUCAGGCCAGUCCAGAUAGUUUCAUAAUGGGAUUCACUAACCCGAUCACAGAGAGCUCAGUGGAUUGUUUUGACAAGGCUGAUGGUAAAGUUACUAUUUUGGGUUACAGGCCACUCCGAGAGGACGCUGACAAAUAUGGCUUUAAAGGUAAAAUAUAUGUUGUGUUUCUGUUGGGAAAACUUCGAAAAUCGAGGGACAGUGCGCGAGAAACUAAUAUUUUCUCUAUCUUACCUAAAUUAGAGAUCUCUCGUCAAAAAGGAAAAGGAGAAAAAAAAACAACAACAACUAAAUCACUGGCCGAGUAACAUACCUUCUCUCUGAUGGCACUUUCUUGAUUGUGCUAAAUUAACAGUAGUGUGACGUUUCGUAGAACGAUAGUUUGGAUUUUCUUACUCGAUUCACUUUUUUUGCUGUAAUGUGUUGGUAAUGAUUACUGAUACAAGAGAAAAUGAGUUGAUUUUAUGGAUUUCUAACUUUUGUUACUAAAGGGUCCUUUUUUUGUUUCCGAUGGAAUAUUUUUGUCGUUGUAUCUAGCAACUAUAUAACACCAAAUAUCUUCGUUCAGUCAACAGAAAACGUAGCAAAAUUCAAAAUUUUAUCUCGUUAAUAAUUAGGAGGUCUUCUGAUCAGUGUUAGGGCGCCGCUCGUCACUUCAACUCAUUUUCCAUCGGUGCGCGUGCCUCUUCGUUCGCUCGUGCGCUUACUUUUUCCGUCAUCAAUAGACACACCUGCGCAUGUUUAAUGACAAGUCUGAAUAACUUUCAGGUUACAGCCAGCACUUCAAACAUAUGUUCCCGCGGGAUCGUUUGAUGUUUGGUACUGAACUCGGGACUGGGUGGUUUGGAAAGGUGAGUCUAAAAACAAAAACAAAACAAAACAAAAUCGGUAGAAACAUCAUAGUUGACCUCAAAACGGUUGUCUUUUCACGGUAUCGUUUGGUUGGUGUAAUGCGCACGUCUUUCCAGACAUUUUAAGAGAACAUUAUUAGCAACAACAGGUUCUAAAAUAAUUGUGGUCUCAUAUUGUUAACCAUUUUACAAUUGAAAUGACACAUACCCUCCAUUCCCUUAAGGUUUACGAAGCAGAUGCACUUCGCGUUAAAACAGGGUUGAGAAAAACAAAAGUGAUGGUGAAAGUAAGUAGAUUUGAACCGUUUCUGUAAGACUAUCUUCCUUCAUAACAUGUAGUUUGUAGAACUUGAAUAAGUCACUGUGGUGUUGUUUAACUGAUUCGUUUUGGACUCAUUCAACUCAAGGAACUGCGCAAACAUUCUGACACAAAAGCCAAGGAAAGUUUCCUCAAGGAAACGGAUGUUUUAAGGUUAGUAACUGAAAUCAACAAAUGUGUCUUUUCUCUCAUUCCCCAAAAAGCUGUGAAAAAAAUGUCUUUGUCAUUUAUUUCAAAGAGUUCGAAAGUUUGACGGAAAGUUGGCCUUUUUUUGGCAUUGGUUUAUGAAAUUGGAAAGUUGAAACAAAAUACUAUUUAAUGCCGUCUGACCAAACAGUAAUUAUCUACCUCAACUUCACCUAGCGUGACUAAAUAUCAUAAUUAUUUACAGUGUUUAAGGUGAACACUAUAUGAUUUUUAUUCCAAUUUUUCUUUCAAUCAAAUAGGUGCGUUGAGCACAAAAACGUUUUGAGUGUUUUAGGACAGUCAACAGAGCAGGAACCAUUUCUGGUCGUUUUGGAACAUUCUCCUUUGGUAAGAUAGAUAUCUAUGUUGUAGACCUCCUUCAAAUGCUUAUAGAAAUUCUUCAUUUGUUGAAUAUCUUUUUUGUUACCUAACAGGGAGACUUGAAGAAAUUUCUUCUGGAUGAACGUUCCAACAGGAAGCAGGAUGGUGUUCCGCUACCUUUGCGCAUGUCUAUUGAUAUCGCCUCUGGACUUCAUUGCUUACAUGCAAAUUACUAUUACCAUAGGUGUGUGAGUUUUUCUUGUGUAUACUAACGACUACCUGCAUAUAAAGAUUAAAUUAGUCGGAAAACUUAGUCAAGAGAGAAGAUAAUGCUUGAGAAAUGGGGUAACAAAUCUUUAUGGGGUCUUACUACAUUGCUUCAGUAUUAAACUUGCAUUACGUACCACGCUGACAGCCUCUUACCGUGUAACGUGAAAGACUCGGGUUUUAUUUUGCGACUAAGCGGUUUUCGAUUUUGAUGGAGCAAGUUAUUGCAGUUUGAGACGACUGGAAGCAGUAGAAUAUUUACGUGAAAAGAAGCGUGAUAUUUUUAAAUUUUCUAACUUGAAGAUUACGAAUGGACACCUUAUUUGCUUGCAGAUUUAUUAAUUUAAUUGUGUCUUGUGAAUUUUGCGCCUAUUGUUUUGUGGGAUUUUCUUUCGGCUUAAAUUUUGUUUCUGCGAAUGGACGACCUUCUACGAAAUCCACAAAAAUAUAAACCCUGUUUUUUUCUGUAGCGAUGUUAAACUCCGUUUACACCUGUCCCGAACAUUCUGGCAAAUUUUCCUGUUGUUGAAUAACCUGCAAGCGACCUUUUCUUGCAGUUUGUGGUCGGGCUCAGUAGCUUUUGAUCUCUCUGGUUCCUGUGAUAACUGCUUUCAGCGAGUUUACUUAACUUUUAUUUACUACAGCUAUAUUUUGGGUAAUUAUUACUUAAUGAUUUGCAAUUUUGUUUUAGUGACCUUGCUGCGCGAAACUGUUUGGUGUUUCCUGAUUUGUCCGUGAAAAUUGGUGACUAUGGAAUUGCAAGAUGUAAUUACAAGGUGAGAUAGGGUCAUAUGGUUCAAACCUCGUGGAAAGCCUGAAUUUUCUUCAACAUUUAAGUUCUGCAAUUCAGUAACACUUCUGACAAUCAUUCAUGUAUUUUAAGUUUCAAGUGCACGCUUAUUUCAAUACUUUUAAAGUUUAGGCCCAAGCGCAAAGGCACUUUUUUUUGUCUCAAAAAUGUUUUGCCAUCUUGAAAUGUGCAUUCCUUGGAGACAGACUUCACUUUAUGAGAUUGAAUUUUAUAACCAAUGUCGUUGCGUUUUGGUAAUGACUGAGAGUUUUGAAAAGCGUGGUUUAUGUAUGGUUUCAGAAUGACUACUAUAACAGACCACAAGCCCCAAACACCAUCCCUAUUAGAUGGUUAGCGCCAGAGUGUGUGGCCUUUCAAGAAGACGGAACCUUGGUGAAUAAACUACCAUCAAGUCAGGGAAAUGUUUGGUGAGUAGCAGUGUAAAGUUCACAGACUUGGUCAGCUGUCUGUGGGAAAAGGAGGAUUCAGAGUUUUUGUAGAACUCGUGGAACAUAAGGGGACCAACCAAGGCGUAGAUUGGACCAUUUUGUUUCUCAUCCAAUCGUUUACAGAGUCAGGAGACACGUGACGUAAGCAUUAUAUCCCCCUUCCCUAACCCACUUCCUUUUGUGAUGGUGUAGCAGACUUUUGUCAAAGUUAGGUUUGAGAUUGACCGCUUUCGCGCCGAUUUACUAUAGCCAUCAGGUGUGGGCUAACUUACUGCUCUUUGUUUCACCAUCGUAGAACAGAAUAUAAGAGAUUCGGUGGUUUUACGGAUAAGUGGUCUCCUACGAUGUAACAGAGAGUAGAGAGGCCUUGAAUCUGUUGAGAAAGUGCGAGUUUGAUAUUUGUUGAUUUUGCAGGUCAUUUGGAGUAACACUUUGGGAAAUUGUAGAAGGUGGUAAGCAACCAUAUGAACACUUGUCAGAUGAAGAAGUGUUACAGAGUGUGAUACAAGAUCAGCUGUAUAAGCUGCCUGAACCGCACAACAAAGGAAAUGUUCUGUAAGUGCCCACUGCUUAUCUUGAUCAAAAUUUGUGUUAAGCUCUGAACUCAGAAAAUCCUGUGUGAACAAAGUAAGUGAACCACUGAUUGGUUUUGAGUAACGCUAGACGUGAAAAAAAAAAGUCAUCGGCUAACUGUUUAGAAUUAUCAUGUAUGGCGAACUGCAAUGAAGUUUAGAAGUCUUGGGACUUUUAACGUGAUAUAACUGAAAUCGAAUUCUUCCUCCCCUCCCCCCCCCUUCAAACAAUACCAAGACGUAAUUACUGUUUAGUUUUACCAACAUUCCAACAUUGUUGGAUUGUUGGGGGGGGGGGGGGGAGGUUCUGUGUACACACCUGAAUUGGCAAAAAGUGCUCUUUUGUAAUAUAUUUGGAUAUAAGAUAUGUUUUCAAUUACUGUAGAAAGGAGACCUAGAGUCUCAGAGUGGUUUCGUAUUUAAAUGCCUUCUAUAUUAGAGAGGAAGAUUGGGGUCUUCAAGUCGUGGUAACUCUUCCCAGGGUCAUUAAAUGGUUAAUGAGAUUUUAAAUUCUUACUUACGUGGAUCAGUAAAUUCUUAUCACAAGUGAUGUAAUGAACUACAGCAAAUAUUUCGAAAACAUCGAGUAUUUACAAAUUACUAAUUUCAAAGUUAUUUGUGAUCAUGACGUAAAAUGUUGUCUUUUUAGUUUAUAUUGCUUGGAUAACUAUGUGACGGUGGCAUAGGGCUGAGAUGAAGUCUCUCGUUAAUAAUAGGCUUCACGUCCAGCCCUCUACUUCUGUUACAAAUCUUCCUUUCGCAUAAAAAGAUGAUUUAAAAAUGUUGCUUUUAAACACGUGUGAUCUUAGCUUUAAUGUAAUAAAGGCAUUUAGCAACAGCACAUAUUUUUUUUCGUAUAAUUUACGCAGGUUUUGCACCUAGAAUUCGCGGGUAACCAUUUAAAGUCCUCGGUUUACUCAGACCUCAUCCACAUCCCAUUCGAAAGUGUGCCCUGAAAAACACCCUUCUUUUGCAGAUAUGAGCUGAUGCUUCAGUGCUGGGUAGAACCUGACAGAAGACCUUCGGUCCAAAAACUCGAGUCAACGCUGAUGUCUUUGAUGUCGGGCCACUCUGUACCUUGUCUUACGACCAGUGAUAACGUGAAACAACGAACGGCACUUCUCGAGAGUCAAGGUUUGUUUGGCUGUUACCGAUACUGACUUGAGCAGAAUUGGUAUUUUCCGAAAAAAGAAAAACAUUGCACAAGUCUCUUUGUUAGCGAUAUAUUUAACUGACCGUGUUAAGUAGCUCGUUCCUAAGCUAGAGUUUGAGGUUCAUUUGGCGGCGGACUACUUCAAGCAUUUAGUUCCGCUCAUGUUUUCCUUAAAACUUAACUCUUUGACCUCUAAGAGACUAAUUUGUCCUGACAGCAUCACCGCUGAAUCAAACAUCAAGGUCGUAAGAAAAAUGGAAAUGAUCUUCAACUAAAAAAGCUCUUGACUUAUUAUUAUUAUUAUUUUUUAUCAAAUUCUCGUAGUCAGCACUCUAGGAAGUGUAUGGAGAAUAGUUUGGAGAACAUGCAUACUGAUGUUAGGGUGGAAGGUUUUACUGUUUGACUUGUGUUGUCAGAUGCCAAAUUAAUAAAUUGCAUUGUUGAAAGCAGAAUUGUUAAUUGAAAACGUCAUUUUCACCUUUGAUUUUAGCUUCUCCUGACACUAAAAGUAACGCACAGCCGAUCGCCGUGGUUCGUCCUCUUCGCCUCGAACAAGAUGAACCAAAUUCUAAUCAUAACGAAGUCCACCAGAUUAACUCUAACGAUCAUGAACAGACUUCAUCCGAUGUGGAAGUAACUAUUAUUUCUUCAGAAUCACCACCGCCAGUCACAUACAUCGGAAAUCCCUCGGAAGAACUCGGGGAUCGUUCAGAAAAAGCCGAAAGUCCUUCAUCGGAGGUGUCAUGUGUGGAUUCCCAAACGUCAGUGAUCGUACAUCCAGAGGAUCAUGAGUAUGUGAUGGUGCCUGGUGAAGUCAUCCGUAGAAGAGGAUCCAUUUUGAAGAAUCCGAACGCCCCAGUGAGUGAUUUUGAUAAUUCCUACAUUCUUUGAGAGCGAGUUAUAUUUUGGUUUCCAAUAGUUUGGAAAAGAAUUGAAAGCAGAGUUCGUUGUGAAUAUCACUGAGGUUUUCGGUUUGUAGCUUCUUUUGCUAAUUCUUCUUUUUUCCUGAAUGGAUACUCCCUCCGCUAGAACUACCUCUUUACGUUGCCCAAAAUCCACCAGCUACAGAAAUAACAACUUUUGGACUAUUCCUUUUUUUGUCAACAGUGGUGUUGAAAUGUAGUGAGUAACUUCUCAAAGGUUGUGAGAGGAAAAGCUGGUUUUUGUCUCGUUUGUAUGUAUGGUACUUUUAACGGAAUUCCCGUCUAUCCCCUCUGCAUUAACAUUGAAAAUCACAACAGUGAUUGAAUAGAAAUGCUUACACAUCUCAUAUAUUUUUCUUUACUUCUCUUCCUUCCAGUCAAAGCCUCCCAAGGUGGUUCAUUUUCCAGUCAACAUUCUUGCCCUGCGAACUGUUCACAAGUAUGAAAGGAUGGACUCCUUUGAAGAGGAUGAAGCAGACGCUAACCCUAGAACAGAUGACGAAGACGGAGAAGAGUCUGGGGGAAGCAAAUCUAAGUUUCCUGCAGAAAAAGACUUUGAAAGCCUUCGUUCAGAAUUAACUGCAGUCAACAGGACAGAUUUGGCUAACGAACCGCCAUUAUCGCCGACUGAAAAGAAGAUUAGAAUGGCUGCUCGGCGGAAGAAACUGCUCGAACAUGGCGAUAAAGAGUGGGUAACUGCAGUGGAAUCGAAUCCAGACCAACCUGCGUAGGGUUUGGAAGAAGUUUGUUGGACUCCUCGUUAAGGACCAAGCAGUAAGGUGAUCCCAACCGAUGAGCGUUUGGAGAUGGCGGCAAAGUGCGACAAGACCGUAGCGAUCAAAUUUUGCACCAAAAUUGUGACUAACGUAGUUUAACGGUAGAUCGAUAGACCCAGACUGACUUCCAUCGAAAAAGUUAGUUUAUUAAUACGAGUGGCUCCUCUCUGAAACACUGCAGUAUAUUUCAUUAGAGUUUUGAUAUCGGCCCCAUUUGAUUGUUUAGAAGGUCGAUUAUAAUCAUCACAUGAUGUGAAUCAGUAUUUUGGAUACAAGGUUAACUGUACCGCUAGAAUUCAGAAUAUUGGUACUUUCAAAUCGAAAAUACAAUUACAGUUUAAGAGGAAACGCAUCAAAAACCCUUCAUUAAGUAAUGAAUAUUGUGUGUCAUAUCGAAAAUCCUCAUGCUGUGGAAAAAUUUGAAAAUGUUUUUAUGGGCUUUCAUCUAAAUUCGCCCGUUUUAAGCUUGAUUUCGUUGGUAGAAUUGUCUUUGUUACAGAAAUCGUUUGACUUUCAUCAAAUUGAUAUGCACAUGGUGUUUUAGUCGUAUAACUUCUAUAUCGAACAAGUUUGCACGAGUAUUUUAUCGAAAACGUGAUUGCAAUUAUGUUGAUCACAUCACACUUACAUUGGAGUAUAUUUUCUUAAUGAGUUACUAUGAUAAUUUGCUUAAAGAAAGAGAGAGAAUUUAUGUGCAAAAUUUUAGUAAAAUAAAGGAACAAGUUCUUUGU